GAUGUCCCUUGGUGCUUACUGUGUCAUCUGUUGCAGAAGAAUAGGAACCUCUGCUCCCCGUUUAAGAAGUCACAUGCCCUGGAGAAAUAGCCAAAAUAUCCCAAGUGUGGAACAUUCGCGUACACUGUGAAGAGAUGUCUCUGCCAAGGCACCUUCUGACUAAUAAAGAGCUGAAUGGCCAAUAGCUAGGGACUUCCGGGGAGAGAGAGGAAGAGGAAAAGGAGUCUGGGCACACGGAAAUGCCAGGGAGACACCGAAGAGGUCAGACAUACUGUGUAGAGUAUAAGUGACUGAGCCACAUGGCAGAAGGGAAUAUAAUAAGACUCACUGGAUCCCUCAUUUUAGGGGGUUCUUUAUUUCUUACAUACGAAGUUCUGGCCCUGAAGAAGUCUGUAACAUUAGACACUCAGGUGGUAGAAAGAGAGAAAAUGAAGUCUUACAUCUAUGUGCACACAGUCCCUGCAGACAAGGUAGAAAGUCACGGGCUUGCUUGGCAGGCAAGAAAAGAACUUCACAAAGCAGUAAGGAAAAUGUUGGCAGCAUCAGCCAGGGUACUGCGAAGCCCCUUUUCUGACUCUUUCAGCACGGUUGACAUAGAAGACCAUGACUGUGCAGUGUGGCUGCUUUUAAGGAAGAGCCGGGAGGAUACUAAAGCUUCGAGGCUGGAGGCUGUGCGGGAAAUGUCAGAGGCCCACCACUGGCACGACUACCAGUACAGGAUAAUUGCUCAAGCCUGUGACCCAAGGACCCUUAUUGGUUUGGCACGAAGCAAAGAAAGUGACCGUCGCUUUUUUCUCCCACCCCCUCCUUUGCCAUCUUUAAAAGAAGAUUCCUCCACUGAAGAGGAACUCAGGCGUUUGCUGGCUUCUCUACCUCAGACUGAGCUCGAUGAGUGUCUCCAGUAUUUUACAUCCUUGGCUCUCAGUGAGAGCAGCCAAAGCCUGGCCGCGCAGAAGGGAGGACUCUGGUGCUUUGGAGGAAAUGGACUUCCAUAUGCCGAAAGCUUUGGUGAAGUUCCCUCAGCCACAGUGGAGAUGUUCUGCCUAGAAGCUAUAGUAAAGCAUUCAGAGAUCCCCUCACACUGUGACCACAUUGAAGCAGGCGGGGGCUUGCAGCUGCUGCAGAGGCUCUUCCGGCUUCACAAGGACUGCCCCACAGUCCAGAGAAGCAUCAUGAGGAUCAUUGGAAACAUGGCCUUGAACGAGCGUCUUCACCCUGCGAUUGUCCGCUCAGGCUGGGUUUCUAUGUUGGCAGACGUUUUGAAAUCCUACCACAUUAUGGAGGCUUCCCAUGCUGCCAGAGCCCUGGCGAAUCUAGACCGAGAGACUGUGUGUGAGAAAUACGAGGAUGGGGUGUAUGUACUCCAUCCCCAGUGCCGAACAAGCCAGCCCAUUAAAGCCGAUGUCCUUUUUAUCCAUGGCCUUAUGGGGGCAGCGUUUAAAACCUGGCGCCAGCACGACAGUGAGCGGGUUCUGACGGAGAGUGCUGAGGUGGAUGAGAACAGGUACACCACGUGCUGGCCCAAGACGUGGCUAGCCAAAGACUGUCCUGCGCUGCGCAUUAUAUCUGUGGAGUAUGACACCAGCCUCAGCGACUGGCGAGCAAGGUGCCCCAUGGAGAGAAAGUCCAUUGCAUUCAGAAGCAACGAACUUCUUAGCAAGCUCAGAGCUGCUGGUGUUGGGGAUAGGCCAGUGAUUUGGAUAUCACAUAGCAUGGGAGGUCUUCUUGUCAAAAAGAUGCUGUUGGAAGCCUCUAGGAACCCAGAACUGAGCACUAUUAUAAACAACACCAGAGGAAUGAUUUUUUAUAGUGUCCCACACCAUGGAUCACGUUUGGCUGAAUACUCGGUUAACAUUCGCUAUCUUCUCUUUCCUUCUUUGGAAGUCAAAGAACUCAGCAAGGAUUCUCCCGCACUCAAGGCGCUACAUGAUGACUUCGUGGAGUUUGCGAAAGACAAGAACUUCCAGGUGCUGAACUUUGUAGAAACAAAACCAACAUUUAUCGGCAGCAUGAUCAAGCUACAUAUAGUGCCCGUGGAGUCAGCAGAUUUAGGCAUUGGGGAUCUAAUUCCUGUGGAUGUCAACCAUCUGGACAUUUGCAAGCCGAAGACAAAGGAUGCUUUUUUUGUAUCAACGUACUCUACGGUUCAUCUGUGAAACUUUAGCCAGAGACCUUAAAAACUGACAACCGCCUUCUUCCAUCCUUGGCGUGAAUACAGUGCAAGAACCAUGGCCUUCUCCUUGUUGAGCUCCGUGCGGUUCUGCGCAGUCACGGUGGCAGCCUGGUUUGCAAGUGUGGUGCAGACGGCAGGACGCUGCUCUUCAUUCGAAGUGCUGCAUGGACCUGGAGGUCACAGGGGAAGCACGAAAUUGUUUCUCUGUCCAAAAGAAACUCCGCCACUGGGCUUGGAGCUGAGGGACAGAGUUACGUUGGCCAGAGUGCCUGUCCGCAUGAGACUGUCCCAGCUCAUCCCAAGAGCCCUGACAGGCGACUCAGCGUACCAUGAAAAUGCCAUUUGGAGAGAACAAACUAGAACUUAGAGGCCGUGUUUGUCAUGGGUGCCAUGUGCUGUAAUGUUCUAGUGCCAGUUUUUAACUGUUAAUAUGCCCGUUACAUAUUUGACACUUCCUCACUGGUUCUCACACGCCCGGUUGUAUGCAUGGGUCAGUCUUGUGUACUUCUAUUUUUUCAUAUUACUGAGAAAUCAAUUUUUUUCUAAAUAUGCUUUCUAGGACAUUUUCACUAUUUGUGCAGUAAUGUGCUCUGGGCACUGAUAAAGUAAGGAUCAGCAUAUGAAGAAAACUCUGUGGAGCUGUCAGACAUGCUAACCGUGUGGCAGCAAUGCGCUCUCAUUCUCUGCAUAGUGCACAGCUGUUCUGUGUCCCUUAGAGACACUUCAAGCACGGACUAGGAAGUCAUGCUGACGGACUUCUUUUGUGUUUGAGCAUUACUGACAUGAAAUUCUUUUUCUUUUCUUUUGUGAUACUAAGGGAUCAACCCUGGACUUUGUGCAUGCUAGCCAAGUACUCUGUCACUAAGCUACAUCCCAGCCCCCGAUUUUUACUGAGGUGUUCAGAGUUACCAGCUGUCUCCACGGUCCAUUUCAGACUCUUUAUCAUCCUCAAAGCUCUCUGAGCAGCAGCUGGUUUCCCCUUCCUCUGUCCCACGCCCCCUGGUGAACACUAAUGCACUUACCAUCUUUGUGGCUUUACCUGAUGGUCAUUCAUAAAGUUGAUGGUUCAGCCUGGUUGCUCUUAGCAUAAUGGUUCCACCCGCCAUUGGUCCUUUCCUGUCUCUCUGCUUCCUCCCUGCCACGAGGUGAGCGGUUUUGCUGAUCCUACCGUUCUGCCCUGAUGCCCAUUGACUGAAACCAUGAGCCAGAGCAACUCUUUCCUCCUUGAGCUCUGCUGCCCAGGUAUUUGUUGUAGCAGUGAAGGUGAAUACAGUAGUGCUUUAAAAGUGA
Messenger RNA from Mesocricetus auratus (golden hamster), 3463 nucleotides. It is a transcript of the gene Serac1, whose product is annotated as serine active site containing 1. The transcript has 17 exons. The record is from RefSeq and is a predicted model, not a curated record. Bases 300 to 2156 code for a protein of 618 amino acids. NCBI's taxonomy places the organism in Eukaryota, Metazoa, Chordata, Mammalia, Rodentia, Cricetidae.